Messenger RNA from Aspergillus glaucus CBS 516.65, 1143 nucleotides. RefSeq lists its product as uncharacterized. The coding region runs from base 1 to 1143 and encodes 380 amino acids. Lineage: Eukaryota; Fungi; Ascomycota; Eurotiomycetes; Eurotiales; Aspergillaceae. The record is from RefSeq and is a predicted model, not a curated record. The transcript has 3 exons.
AUGCUAGAAGCUGUGUUGGGACACAGGGUCAACAGCCCAAGCCCAACCCGUCUGUCAUUAGUAGCACUCCAUCCUGCCCUCAAGGUCAGUCAAAUUAGCCUCGCCAAAGAGCACGCAUGUGUAGAACUUCUCUUAACAUCCAACACAGACGAUGGUAACAUCAUUUUGACGAAUGACGGGAGCUAUUAUACCUUCCAGUGCUGCAUGCGCGAAUCGGCCGGUUCGACUUUUUUGAAUAGCGUCCAGACGACCGGCUAUGAUGACUGUAUUCAGGCGUGCGCAAGCACUGAUAAGUGUCAGGCCUUCCGAUAUGUUUAUGCGGAUUACAAUGGUGAAACCGAAGGUACUUGUCGGAUGUAUACGGACGGUGAAUUCUCAACGACUAAAUGUGGAAACUCCCUGCACGACUGGGCGUACUUGACCGACCCUCCGGUUGUCGCGGACAAGCAGGAGGUAUUCCAUAUGGACUGCCAGAAGCGCCACGGCACGGCCUGGUUCCACAAGACGUCUCAGGGCUCUCUGAAGGACUGUAUCAACUUCUGUGCCUCCCACAUCGGAUGCCAGAGUGUCGACUUCCAUCAGCGAACCCGCCAAUGCUACCUGGGUAAACACCAAGGCGAGCCCACCAUUUCUUCUCCGGGCUGGGCAAGCGCCCACUUGCUGGGCUGCUCGGGAGCUUGCGACGAGUCCUGCACUUCCUGCACUUCCAACAAUGGACCGUCUUCUGGAUCUGGAGCCAGCACUCCUCCGACUCAGGGCCAAGGUCAGGAUCAAGGUCAGACCGAUGGCACCACCCCCUCCGUUCCCGCAACCCCGCCGCCUCCGCCUCCGCCGACAGAGGCCAAAUGCAUGGAUGACAACAACAGUGUCGUCGAAAUUGACGGCACCAAGUAUAACAUCCGGUGCGAGUUGCAGAUCCGUGACAAGACCAUUGUUGGUAACGGACCUGCGGCUACUUUCACGGAUUGCUUGAAGAUGUGCAACAACAACAACAACAACAACAACAACAACAACAACAACAACAACGAUUGCAAGUCCGCUGACUUCUGGGAUCCGAAUGGAAACAAGGAGUGCUAUUUGUUUGACUCCCCGGAUGAGCCUGCCUAUACCUCUGGCACCAACUGGGCUGCGUAUGUAGCGUAG